AUGGUACGCCACGUCCUGGCUCGCCUCAAGGCCGCGGGCGGCGCAGCGGCGGCCGAGGCGGGCCAUGAGGACUCCCCACCACUGUCGCAGCCGACCCACGUCUACAGGGACGAGGUGCAAGGCAGCACAGGGGCCCGCAUUGAUGUGAGGGCCGCGACUCGCUAG
Monoraphidium neglectum is the source of this 165-nucleotide messenger RNA. RefSeq lists its product as hypothetical. The transcript is spliced from 2 exons. The coding region runs from base 1 to 165 and encodes 54 amino acids. The record is from RefSeq and is a predicted model, not a curated record. Lineage: Eukaryota; Viridiplantae; Chlorophyta; Chlorophyceae; Sphaeropleales; Selenastraceae.